AUGCUGUCGCGGUGGAGCGAUGGCAAAGCUCCGAGCGAGAAACUGAGAAAACGGGUAUGGAAGGGCAUUCCUGAAAAGCUCAGGUCAUUGGUGUGGGCUCGACUGCUUGAAAUCAACCGAUAUCAGCAGGAGCGGAAAGGGAAUGUGUAUCGCGAAUUAUUGAUGCGUGCGCGACUCACAUCGAAAGAUGUGAAACAAAUCGAUUUAGACAUCAAUCGUACCUACCGCGAUCAUUUGGCAUUUCGACGGCGAUAUGAUGUCAAAUUGACGAAUUUAGUUGUUAAAGACACCUUCGUUUUAUUCAGACAGCAAUCGCUAUUUAACGUACUGGUGGCUUACGCAGUAUACAAUACGGAAGUGAGUUACUGCCAGGGGAUGAGUCAAAUUGCUGCGCUUUUUUUGAUGUAUAUGGAUGAGGAAGAAGCAUUUUGGUGUAUGCACGCACUACUUGUUGACAAAAAGCAUUCCAUGCAUGGCUUUUUUAUUCCGGGCUUUCCAAAAUUAGUACGUUUUCAAGCACAUUAUGAAAAAAUAUUACAAAAAUAUCUUCCUCGCCUGAAAAAACAUUUGGAUAAAACAAGUAUUCCUCCAAUUUAUUUGACAAAAUGGUGGUUCGGUUGCUUUCUGGACCGGGUACCAUUUCCAUUGGCAUUGCGAUUAUGGGAUGUUUUUUUGCUGGAAGGUGAUGUAAUACUCACUGCAAUGGCCUACAAUAUCAUGAAAAUGCAUGAAAGUAUGUUUGGUUGCUUCUCUGGCAUUGAAAAGGACUUUACUUUCGAUUUUCAAAUUCAGAAAUUGGAUAGGGAUUUAUUUGUGAUAAAUGGAAAGGCAAAGAUGAAAGUCGUUGAAAAGGAAAUCGAAUAA
Gongylonema pulchrum is the source of this 864-nucleotide messenger RNA. NCBI's taxonomy places the organism in Eukaryota, Metazoa, Nematoda, Chromadorea, Rhabditida, Gongylonematidae. The record is from the annotation of a GenBank genome assembly.